Messenger RNA from Rangifer tarandus platyrhynchus (Svalbard reindeer), 1101 nucleotides. The record is from the annotation of a GenBank genome assembly. NCBI's taxonomy places the organism in Eukaryota, Metazoa, Chordata, Mammalia, Artiodactyla, Cervidae.
AUGUGGAAUACGACACGGAGCGAGGAGCUGGGGCCCAACCUCACGCUGCCUGACCUGGGCUGGGAUGCUCCCCCGGACAACGACUCGCUAAGAGCCGAGCUGCCACCCCUCUUCCCCGCGCCGCUGCUGGCGGGCGUCACAGCCACCUGCGUGGCACUCUUCGUGGUGGGCAUCGCGGGCAACCUGCUCACCAUGCUGGUGGUGUCGCGUUUCCGCGAGCUGCGUACCACCACCAACCUCUACCUGUCCAGCAUGGCCUUCUCCGACCUACUCAUCUUCCUCUGCAUGCCCCUCGACCUCGUGCGCCUCUGGCAUUACCGGCCCUGGAACUUGGGUGACCUGCUCUGCAAACUCUUCCAGUUUGUUAGCGAGAGCUGCACCUAUGCCACGGUGCUCACCAUCACCGCGCUGAGCGUCGAGCGCUACUUCGCCAUCUGCUUCCCGCUGCGGGCCAAGGUGGUGAUCACCAAGGGCCGGGUGAAGCUCGUCAUCCUGGUCAUCUGGGCCGUGGCUUUCUGCAGCGCCGGGCCCAUCUUCGUGCUGGUCGGAGUGGAGCAUGAGAACGGCACCGACCCUCGGGACACCAACGAGUGCCGCGCCACCGAGUUCGCCGUGCGCUCCGGGCUGCUCACCGUCAUGGUGUGGGUGUCCAGCGUCUUCUUCUUCCUGCCCGUCUUCUGCCUCACUGUCCUCUAUAGCCUCAUCGGCAGGAAGCUGUGGAAGAGGAGACGCGGCGAGGCGGCGGUGGGCGCCUCGCUCAGAGACCGGAACCACAAACAGACCGUGAAGAUGCUCGCUGUAGUGGUUUUCGCUUUCAUCCUUUGCUGGCUGCCCUUCCAUGUAGGACGAUAUUUAUUUUCCAAAUCCUUCGAGCCUGGCUCUGUGGAGAUCGCUCAGAUCAGCCAAUACUGCAACCUCGUCUCCUUCGUCCUCUUCUACCUCAGUGCUGCCAUCAACCCUAUUCUGUACAACAUCAUGUCCAAGAAGUACCGGGUGGCAGUGUUCAAGCUUCUGGGAUUUGAACCCUUCUCCCAGAGGAAGCUCUCCACCCUAAAGGAUGAAAGUUCUCGGGCCUGGACAGAAUCUAGUAUUAAUACAUGA